UCAAGGAGGUUGGCUGAGCUAUUUCAUAGACAUGAAAGGUGUGGCGGAUGUGCUGAGAAAUAGCUCUGGCCCAAACUUUACGACUCUUAACUGAGCCUUCCAAUGACUCAGAUAUGUGACUUCUGACACACUGGCCUAAUAUUGCUCAAAAAAAACAGAUCUCUUCUUUGGAAGGGGAUCUCUCCCUUCUCCAGUAUGACCUCAUUUGUGAUUAAUCUGAAAGCAUUCCUUUCUGGGGCAGGUAGGUGGCAAGUGAAAGAUGGCAUGAUUUCCCCAGGCCACCUGGUGAGUCAGUUACACAACAAGGAACAAAGCCCAGUUUUACUGAUGGCUAAGACCAAGAGGCUCAGCCCUACCUCAUGACACCUCCUGUUCAGUAAAAUGACUAAUUAAACAGUCAAUUAUGUGCUCUGGGUCUUGCUCUACAAGCACCAGACAAGUUUCAGUCCACGUUCUCCAGGAGCAUGCAAUCUACAGGAAGAGAAAAAUGAAAGAGGCCAAGAGAUGGAGAAAAUAUUUACAUAGACACAGAUGAAACAUGUCCUUCAUUCACCAAACUGAGCUUUCACAGUGCAGUGGUCGGUACAGGACUAAAUGUGAAGCUGAUGCUCUACACCAGAAAAAAUCUGACCUGUGCACAAGUCAUCAACUCCACAAUUUUGGGGAACUUGAAUGUGACCAAGAAAACCACCUUUAUUGUCCAUGGAUUCCGACCUACAGGCUCCCCUCCAGUUUGGAUGGAGGACUUGGUACAGAGUUUGCUCUCCGUAGAAGACAUGAAUGUGAUUGUUGUUGAUUGGAAUCGAGGAGCUACAACUGUGAUAUAUAACCACGCCUCUAGUAAGACCAGAAAAGUAGCAGAAGUCUUGAAGAAAUUUAUCGACCAGGUGUUGGUAGAAGGAGCUUCUCUUGACAACAUUUAUAUGAUUGGAGUAAGUCUAGGAGCCCACAUAUCCGGGUUUGUUGGGAAGAUGUAUAAUGGGCAGCUGGGAAGAAUUACAGGUCUCGACCCUGCGGGCCCUUUAUUCAACGGGAGACCUCCCGAGGACAGAUUAGAUCCCGGUGAUGCACAGUUUGUUGACAUCAUCCACUCCGACAUUGAUGCACUGGGCUACAAGGAGCCAUUAGGAAACAUAGACUUCUACCCAAAUGGAGGAUUGGAUCAACCUGGUUGCCCCAAAACAAUAUUGGGAGGAUUGCAAUAUUUUAAGUGUGACCAUCAGAGGUCCGUGUACCUGUACCUUUCUUCUCUGAGAGAGAACUGUGCUAUCACUGCAUAUCCCUGUGACUCCUACCGGGACUAUAGGAAUGGCAAAUGUGUCAACUGUGGCAUGCCACAAAAGGAGUCCUGUCCCCUGCUGGGCUAUUAUGCUGAUAAUUGGAAAGAGUAUUUAAAGCAGAAAGAGCCUCCUAUGACUAAAGCGUUCUUUGACACAGCAGAGGAGAAACCAUUCUGCAUAUAUCAUUACUUUGUGGACAUUAUAACUUGGAACAAGAACAUAAGAAGAGGAUCCAUUACAAUCAGAUUGACAGACAGAGCUGGAAACACCACAGAAUCCAAAAUCAAUCAUGAACCUGCAACUUUUCAGAAAUACCACCAAGUGAGUCUGCUUGCAAGAUUUAAUCAAGACUUGGAUAAAGUUGCAGCCAUUUCCUUGGUGUUCUCUACAGGGUCUACAAUAGGCCCGAAGUAUAAGCUCAGGAUUCUCCGAAUGAAGUUGAGGUCACUUGCCCAUCCAGAGAGGCCCCAGUUGUGUCGGUAUGAUCUUGUUCUGAUGGAAAACACCGAAACAGUCUUCCAACCUAUUCUGUGCCCAAAGUUGCAGAUGUAACAUGUCGGGACACAUGGGCACCAGUGACAUCAAGAAAGCUACAACUACAGGCUUUUUUAAAGCGUCACCUCACCUUUUCCUCAAGGCACAUGGACGUAUGAAUAAGCAGGGUUUUUUCCAGCAGCGUCCCAUGGAUGUCACAUUGCAAAAUGUCAAACGACCUUGGAUUAUGGAACAGUCCUGGGAAGGGAGCCCCUAAGUAGGGCAAGUCAGAAAUAGCCAGGCUCCCAACAGCCCAGCGCCUUGUCUGGCUGCGUCCUGGGGCCUCGUUUGUUCUGACCUGUCAGUUCUGCUGCCAGUCACUCAGGCAGCUCUGCUCGUCAAGCAUCUUAAAGGGAAGGUCUAACAGGAGACCUCACUCUGGACUCGACCCCACAUGCCCUGUGCCAAACUCCUCCAGGUCCCUGCAUGCAGAAAGGAAUGGAGACUGACCUACCUCACAGGGCUGCUGUGUGGGUUCGGGAGGCAAGUCUGUGAAGGGUUCUUUGAAAUCCCAUGGGGGCCACAUCUGUGAGUGGUUUGAUAAAUGUGAAUAUGCUUUUAUUUAUUUUGCUUUGGCUUAGCUAAUAUGCAAUAAGAGAGCUCCUCCUUAUUGACAACAGCCUGUCUCUUGGGCUGUUUGCUCUGGGAAGGCAGGAAAGCCACACCCCGGCUUCCCAUCUCCUCUAAAGUGGGUUGGUGCUGGAGGAAGUGGGGACAGAGAGACAGCAAAGGGGGCAGCUGCUGGGACUAAGAUAGUAAGUGGAUAAGGGAAGAAGGGCAGAUGAAGACAGUGACAGCCUUGCUUACAGUGACAGUGGAUGGAGAGAUAGGAGAGAAACAAAUGGAGCUUGUUUUUCAGUUGAAGUGAAGAAGGGUCACUUUACAGGCAGUUCUCAUUUUAAGCAAUCCUUAAGAAAUGUUUAUCUUUUGGGGCACCUGGGUGGAUCAGUUGGUUAAGCAGCCAACUCUUGAUCUCAGCUCAGGUCAUGAUCUCACAGUUCAUGAGUUCGGGCCCUACGGUGGGCUCUGUACUGACAGGAUGGAACCUGCUUGGGAUUCUUUCCACCACCACCCCUUUGCCCCUCCCCCACCCUGGCUCUCUCAAACUAAACUAAAAAAAAAAGAAGAAAUGUUUAUUUUUAUUUGUUACUGAUGGAAUCUGUGGUUAUUUGAAAGAAAUUUAGAAAAUGCACAGAUGCAAAAAGAAAAUAUGCUAUCUACAAUCCACCUGUUGGGGAUAAUUAAGGCAAACCUUUUGGAAUGAUGCUAACUUGUGUUGCUAACAGGUGAAUUCAAAGCAUACACUGGUUUGCUCUUGGAGCACCGGAGGCCUCCAGUUUGAGAAAUUCUUAGGCUUCCCCAGGAGUAGGUAUGAUCAGUGAAUGUAAAUUGACAACAGCAGCUAAAACAAGAGAUGUUGGAGGGCCAAGGCCAGAACAAGGGACGACCAUCCCGGGACCAGGGUGCUCAAUGCAGGCAGUCACAGGGGCGGGCACCACCCAGCCCAUGACUGUGGCCACUGCAGGUGGGUUCCUGGGAUUCCUGAGAGUCACAGGCUCUAUAACCUCCUCCUUAUCCAAGUGACUGUUCUACAGCUUUCUGUGAGAACACCCCUUUUAAAAGAAAUGGACUCUUCAUUUUAUAAACUAUUGAGCUCUGUAAAUAUAUUCCUGCGUGUCACAUCAUUUACAGAUUUCUACGUGUAUCACAUACACUCUUCACCUCAAUGAAGGGUGCCUAAAGCGAAUGCCUGAUCUUGAAAGGAAUGAGGCUUCGAGAAGCUUCUGUCCACUUGGAUAUCAUCUCACCCUUCAUCCCACUUCCCACAUUUCUUCAGCAAUUUGUGCACAGACAGAUCAAUGUGCUGAUAGGCCCUGAUUUCUUUUUAAGGUUCUACUGGUCCCACAAUUUGAUUAGUAUAGCCAUUUCUUUGUCCUUUCCCUUCCUUGUAGGAAGGGGGCCAAAACAACAGUAGGAAAAUGUUACGAGUAGCAUUUCUAUCAUUUAUAAACUUCUCAGGCUGGAGGGUCUCUCUCAGCUUUUUUUUUUUUUUUAAUGUUUAUUUUGAGAGAGAGUGCAGGAGAGAGGCAGAGAGAGAAUCCCAAGCAGGCUCUGCACUGUCAGGCAGAGCCCGAUGCAGGCUCAGUCUCAUAAACCAUGAGAUCAGUACCUGAGCUGAGAUCAAGAGUCAGAUGCUUAACUGACUGAGCCACACAGGCAUCCCUUUCAGCUUCUUCCCUAGUGUCUCCUAGCAUAGUACCUGGCUUACUGGGGAAUGGGUGGAUGGAUGGACAAAUGGAUGAAUGAAUAAAGGAAGGAAGUUUGUUCCCUGGA
Molecule: messenger RNA, 4148 nt
Organism: Neofelis nebulosa (Clouded leopard)
Lineage: Eukaryota; Metazoa; Chordata; Mammalia; Carnivora; Felidae
Gene: LIPH
Product: lipase H
Exons: 10
Coding region: 606-1832 (408 amino acids)
Biological process (GO): lipid metabolic process
Molecular function (GO): lipase activity; carboxylic ester hydrolase activity
Source: RefSeq, a predicted model, not a curated record